AUGGCCAAGGACAGCAAGGGCAAAGCUGCGGUUCGCAGCGGUGGCGCAGAUUCUGCGCACACCGACUCGCCUUCGCGCAACACACAAUCCAAGCGCAAGCGAACUGCGCCCUCGACAUCGACCUCGAACGGCGCCUCGUCAUCCAAACCCAAACCGCAACAUGCGCACAAGAAGCCGCGAAACGACAAACCGCAGGCGUCGGCAUCUUCUGGGCUUCCAGGCGCAUCCAAGCUGAAGAGCUCGAUCCGACAGACCAAGCGGCUGCUGGCCAAGCCCAACCUGGCGCCGGGCACCAAGAUCGAGGCGGAGCGGCGGCUGCGUGCGCUCGAGGCGGAUCUGGAGAUGCAGUCGCGCCGGCAGGUGGAAAAGUCGCGCGCAUCGCGCUACCACCGCAUCAAGUUUGUCGAGCGCCAGAAACUGGUGCGUCGCAUCGCGCGGUGCAAGCGCAACCUCGACGCGCUCGAGAGCGGCGCCUCGCUGCCGGACGACUCAGAUUCCGACUCGGACGCAGAGGACCAGGCACGAGUCAAGAAGCAGGCGUCCAAGAUGUCCAAAUCGGACCUCGUCGAUUCGCUCGAGCAGCUCAGGGAGCUGCUUCACUAUGUGGUCCAGUAUCCGCCCGAUCUGCGUUAUGUGGCGCUGUUUUCCAAUGCCGACUCGGGCCCCGUGCCGCCCAAUGCGAACGAGGACGACAAGAGCCGACAGAAGGCGUACGCCCACCUCGAGACGGUACGCAAGGCGAUCCAGUCGCAGCAGCUCAGCAGCGAGCCCGAGGUAGAGCUGGCAUCCAAGGAUGGUCCGAGGUCCAAACUCGUCCGUGCCACCGCACAGGCUGGUGCGUCGGCGUCCACUUCGCGUGAGCAGGCGCCAAAAGUCAAGUCCAAGUCCAAGUCCAAAUCGAAAUCCAAGCCGGAGCAAGCGGUUGCAGACGACGAGAGCGCCGACGAGCAGGCGGAAGGUGUCAAGGGCGACGACUUUUUCGCCAACUCGGACGACGAAGAGUAG
Molecule: messenger RNA, 1005 nt
Organism: Moesziomyces antarcticus
Lineage: Eukaryota; Fungi; Basidiomycota; Ustilaginomycetes; Ustilaginales; Ustilaginaceae
Product: rRNA-processing protein efg1
Exons: 1
Coding region: 1-1005 (334 amino acids)
Biological process (GO): maturation of SSU-rRNA from tricistronic rRNA transcript (SSU-rRNA, 5.8S rRNA, LSU-rRNA)
Cellular component (GO): preribosome, small subunit precursor; nucleolus
Source: RefSeq, a predicted model, not a curated record